GGUUAGGGCUGAGUGUGGCGCAGAGCGAUAUUUAAAUAUAUAUAUAUAUAUAUAUAUAUAUAUAUAUAUAUAUAUAUUACAAAAAAAAAAAGUCCUUGCAGUUUCUGCUAUUCCUGCAGAACGGUUUAUUCACGGCGUCAUUCUGCGUGCAUUCCGCGACGGGACCUGUCGCUGAGUGCUUCUGCCAUGGAUCUGCCUAACAAAGACUCGAACAAUGUCCUGCCUGUUGUGAUAAUUGGGAAUGGCCCUUCAGGAAUUUGCCUCUCAUACUUGCUAUCAGGAUAUACACCCUACUUCUCUCCGGAGUCCUUCCAUCCUAAUCCAAUCUUGCACAGAAAACUUAAAGAGAACUCUCAUCUGUCUUUGUUUGAACAGGAUCUGGAAUACCUGUGUGAAGGCUUGGAAGGCAGAUCAUCAAAUCCUUUGGCUGUACUCUUUGAUUCAUUGCUCCUACCAGACAGUGACUUCGGAUUGGACUGUGCCUCGCCAUUGCUAUGGCGGUUUGAGCCAGAAAGAGCCAUGACCCACCUUGUGCUUGGAAAAGGACCACCUGGAGGGGCAUGGCACGCUAUGGAAGGAUCCAUGUUAACACUUAGCCUUGCGAAUUGGAUGGAACUUCCUGGCCUCAAUCUGAAGGACUGGAUGAGGGAGAAACGCAGGAAUAUUCGCAAUGACCGUGCCACACCAGCAGAUAUCGCCUCCUACUACCAGCACUAUGUGAACAAGAUGGGCCUGAGUAACAGCUUUGCCAAUGGUACCACAGUCACCUCAAUGCAGCGCGUCUCUCUUCGCCCAGGCUAUUCCAUCUGGCACAUCCAGGGCACACAGAGGUUAGACAAUGGUGAUGAGGUGCCCUUCUUGGUGCAGGCAGAGAAUGUAGUGCUGGCCACAGGCACCAGUGAUUCCCCAUCCCACCUUGGAGUCGAAGGAGAGUCACUACCCUUUGUAUGCCACAGCUUUGGAGAGUUUGAGACGGUCCUCUCAAGUGGACACCUGUGUAGAUCAUCAGAGCCUGUGCUGGUGGUUGGAGCAGGGCUGACUGCGGCUGACGCUGUUCUAUGCGCCCACCAUCUCAACGUGCCUGUAUAUCAUGCAUUCCGCCGCGGCGUCUUGGACCCAGCACUCAUUUUCAACCAGCUGCCCCGUCUUCUCUACCCUGAGUACCACAAAGUGCACCAGAUGAUGAGUCAGCAGCAGCACCAGCCAAAUCAGUCAGUGUCCAAUUUACUCUCCCAGCAUGCGUCAUCACAAGACAAUGACCACACUCCUUCGUCCUGCUCCUACCCUGGAUAUCUGAGCUUCCCCAAACACCGUGUCCUAUCUUUUAAACCCAACGGCAAAUGCGUCCUGGAGGCAGAGGAUGGGCACCACGUGGUGCUACAAGUCUCCUUGGCACUGGUUUUGAUUGGCUCGCAACCUAAUCUGUCAUUUUUGCCUGAGGAGAGACGGCAACUGGGGUUGGAGCCGGGACAACCGAUCAGCUGUCGGCGCAACCCAAUUAAGGUGGAGCCUUAUACCUAUGAAAGUGUGCAUGAAGAAGGGCUGUAUGCCCUGGGUCCUCUGGUAGGUGAGAACUUUGUGCGCUUCCUCAAGGGCGGUGCACUGGGCGCUGCAUGCCAUCUAUUGCAAAAAAGGAAAAAAGCGGGCAAAACGCUAUGACUGUCCUGUAAUAGCCUGGAUCUAGAGGAGAGGGAAAAAAAAGUCUCAGUAGUUGGGCAUAGGGUUGGGUUCCUAUCUUGUACCGACACAGUCCAACAGUUAUUUCAGUCUGCCCUUUUUUUUUUUUUUGGUGAGCAAAUAAUCAGAAAACAUUUGCUGAGGGAGCUUUUCUUGUUAAUGAACAAUGGGCCUCAUUUACUAAUCUGUUAGUAAAGUUAAAUGUUUUCAUUAACGAAACAAAUUUCCAGUGGAUUUACAAAAGUUUCAAAGACGUGGGUUUUCUUUGUAACUGUUUGUGUAUGUUGAUCAGUACCAGUCACUUGUAAAUUACCAGGCAUGAGCAGAGCACAGUUGAUUUGCAUCUAGUGAUGCCCACAAAACUCGAAAGGCAAAUCUCAGUGGUAAAAUGAAAGGUAAACAUCCAAAAAAAUACUUUUUUGGAGUUGUUGUUUGAGUCAUUCAGUCACUGCUAUGCCUAGGUAUUAAUAGAUUGAAGGCAACAGCACUUGAAAAGUCUGGAGCCAAAUUGCAGAAAAGAAAAGUGAUUCGACGUGAAAUCAGAGAAAUUAUAUAUUUAAUGUAGCCAGGUGAUCAUGCACACCAAGCAUAUCAUGCAGGCAAGCUAAUAUAUAAAUUAUUUUUUUAAAUGAAAGCAUCUUGUCUACUGUUUGCCAGAAAUCUCUCACGCACUAAUAUAAUAUGCCCUCCCCAAUGCAGUGUUGGAAAAACAGGAGCGUAUAGAAAGCCUGAUGUUGGCAUGCAGGAUACCAGGGAGUAUACGGCACUUCUGCAGCUUGAGACUAUUAAAUUGGUCACUUAGUGCUGGUUCUAAUAAAGUGCUGCACAACAUUAAAAGGAGAUGCCGUGGUAAAUGGAACCGACCUGUACAUUGAGCCAUUACAGCUCACCCUCCUUUUAUACAGCAGCAUUUCUUCUUAAUUGAUAUAUAUAAAAUAUUUUUGUGUGUAAGGCACGUGGCGCCAAGUCUGCUGUAACCCAUGUACGAUGAGACUGAGUGGAAUAACUUUUAUUCUGUCCACAUUCACCGGAUUUUGAGAAAUGGAGCAUUUUUUUUUAUUUUUUGCAAGUUCAAUAAAUAACUUUAUACAAAACAUCUGACAAAAUAAUUUCCGCUUAUCAAAUACUUUUUUUUCCAUAUUUUGUUGGUUUUUUUUUUUUUUUGUAUUUUUGGGGGUUUUGUUUUCAAGUAGGUUUUUUUUUUUUUUUUUUUUUGGCCCUCAGUUGGUUCAGCAACACUGCAAUUUUGUUUUUCCUCUACUCAUGGUAUACGAGCUGAUUACCUACUCUACUACUAGGCUAUCAGAGCACAUGAUUGCUCAUAUCCCGUGAAUGUGGACAGAAAUAAAUAUUUCAUUUAUUUAUACAUAUAUUUCAUAAAUGUUUUGAAUAUUUAUAAUGUAUUAAUAAAUCUGUUUGUAUACAGCAUGAUACAUGAGGCCCACUGUGUGGCCAAACCAAAUUUGACUAAAAUUUACUUGUUGCAAACUGUGGCUCAUUUAAAUGAGAAAGGGUGCAGAAAUGUAAAAAUGCAAGCAGACAGCAGUCAAUGUUGAGCUUAAUUAUGUGACCUUAACCCUGCAAACCAACAGAAAAAUGGAAGAUGGGCUGUGGUCUUCGAGGAACUGGUCAUUUAAGUCGUACUCACGCAAGCCGUUUUCUGUCUCCACCCCACAGUUCUCAUUUCUGAUGGUCCCCAUUUCUGAAUAAUUUUUUUUUUUUUAAUCCUGUUUGCCAAGUCCUGAUCUGGUUUUGUCGACAAAGUUGAGGAAGAUCUCAAGCUUAUCUGACAAUAUUCUUUCUUAACCAGCUCAACACUGUCUCUCCAGCAUCAGUAGUCUGUCAGCAGGAUUCCUAGCAACACCAAAGGAACUUUGAGGAGGAAAGAAUAAGAAAGGAAAGCGGGUUCAGCAAGGUCUCUACAAACAGCAUGUUAACAAGAAAGUAUGAACUGUGGGUUUUUUGGGGUUUUUUUUUUAUUUGUUAUUUAAAAAAAAAAGUAUCAUGGAGAGGAAUGGCAAGCGUAUUAUACAUGUUUGGACUUGGAAUGUUGAUGUUAAGAGGUAAAUGCAGCCCAGGAUACAGCAGUUUCUUGAUUGCAGCCUGUACACCCUGAGACAAAGGUGCUAGAUUUUGUGACCUUGCAUUUGUUAAUGGAUUGAGCUGCUGUACUCCAAGAAAUCAGGGAUUGUAUUUAUUUUGCUUUAACAAAUAUGCUAAUGGAGCUGUUUGGAAACAUGUACUUUCCUAUAUCUAUUUGUAUUUAUGAGGGCUCUUCCAAGGAAAAUUUUGAUCCUUGCUAUGGAAUUCCAGACCAGUCAUUUUAAAGACUCCAUUUCUAAGGUAGUAAUGAUGGAUAACAGUUCUUCACAUGAAGAAAACUGAAAUUUGCCAAGCAAAUUGUGUUUUGUAUCAAUCUUGGUACUUUAUUUCAUUUAUUGGUUAAAUGUAUGAAAUGCAUUUGUCUAUUGAAAGUCUAGCCUGAAAACACCAUGCAGUCUCUACAUUUGCUUGUCCUAGGCAUGAUUAAUGCUAAUUAAUUAAUGAGAACUAAAAACCUAUAUGUGCAACGGGCUAGAAUUUGAUCUGCUCUCUCGCCCAUCAACUGUAGAAAACAUGGACAGUGUAUUAUCUCAACAAAGUGAAGCCACCACAGGUCUCGUGCCCCUGCAGGCUGGCUGCAGUACAAUUUGGAACACUGCCCAUCUCUAUGCGUUUCGAUGACAAUAUUUUCCAUGUCAGUUUUCUUGUCCAAACUAUCUUUCCAUCUCAGGUGUCAAAUUCAAACAGUUGGUUUACCCUAUGCUGAUAUCUACACUUUCUUCCCCUAGAAAUUUGUUUGUUUGUUUUAAAUGUUAUUCUACCAUAUCGUAAGAAGGUGUGGAUACACUUUGAGAGUUAAGUGAUUUGGCAGCCUUGGCUGGAAGAGAGCGGCUCACAGUACUACAGAAUUUACCAUUAUAUAGCUACUUGUAUUUGAACUUUUUUUGGACACAUGCACCAAGACAAACUGUUAGCUAUUUAUAUUAAAAGCUUUUGAAAUAUUGAGAGGUUUCCUCGGAAAAAAUUUCUAAUUUAAUCACAAUAGCUACCAAGGCAUAUAGCAACCUUGAUGGCUACAGUAUAUUAUUUUAAUUGUAAUGACAUCCAGCCAGACAGCUAUCGAAAUUUGCACAAGAGUCAUUUUUGUUUGUCAGUGAACACUUACACUAGGAUGGAUUUUAUAAGUAGGCUAAUUAGUUUAGAGUGCACUCAGAAUAGCCAUGUGUCCCACAUAAUGAGUCAUUUACUCACACUACGCUGCUGGAGCAUUCCACCUUAGUCACAAAACUGUCAGCAAAUUUCCUGUUCAUGUGACGUAUGUUCUUCCUAGACGCAUCCGUAUUAAAUAUCUCCAGCUCUAACUGUUUAAGCUCUCUGGAUAGAUGUAAGAUUGAUUCCCACAAUGAAGACAUUGUGUGACACACUCAGUGGGUGGGUGUACCUGACUUUCGUCUCUAUUGUGCAGACUCUAUCAGCAGAAUGUCCCUACUGUGCAGCUGCUGGCUACAAAUUUGACAACAUGGUGGAAAUGUUUUGGCUUCAUUUCUGUAGAAUUGAAGGCAGUGGAGCCACGCCAUCCAUGUUUUCCAACAGUGGAUACUCUAACCAGUCAUGUUUGCUUCUGGAUUCACAGUUAAUCUAACUUGGCAUUAGCAGAGAAAACAGACUAAUGUAGUUAACUAGAGCCAGUUAAUGUUAGCAGAUUUUCUAAAAUGAUUUCAACGUGCUUUUUUCAAAUUAGGAUCCUUCUAGGAAGGCAAAGCAGACACUUCAUUCUAUGAGCUUUUGCUUACUCCAGCAAAUUGAAACAUUUUACUGAGAGAAGCUCAGGGUUUUCAACAUUGCAGUGUAGUGGUGGUUUGUAUAUUUUCCAAUGCAUACUGAUAGCUGUAGCCUUCACUACAUUGCAUAGCAUGACAAAGGUCAUAACAGAUGACAAACUGGUACAAGAGUAUUUUCUAAUGAAUUUGCACUUGAUUGGAUGCUUUAGUUAUUUGUAAAUAACUCCAUUGUGAAUAAAAUCUGCAGGAAUCCAUUCUACUGCCAUUUAGCAGUCGCUGGAUGAGAGAUUUAGACCUGUGAUAUUUGUACAAAAGUACUUUUGAAGGUCUAAAUAAAAAUAUAAGGAGCAAAAAAUGUUUUUCCUUGAAAACAUAAGAGUACAAGUAUUUAGUUUCAAUAACUCAAAAUAAAUAUCCUAAUAAAAAUACUUCACUGUAGCAAAAGAGUAAAAUUACUCAAGUAUUUUCCACCUGUGUUUGUUUUCUACUUCUCAUGAAAGUUGUGAAGUGUCGUUACUCAGGCUGUGUAUUUACACUUAGACUGUCUAUACAAAUUGAUGCAAGUAUAAAAAUGCAUUUGUUUAACUUUAUACUAAUUGUAGUGUAUUGUUAUACACAGAGUAGGCUUCCAGAUUACAAUUUUGCUAAUUUGAUAUGUUUUUUAGAAAACCCAUUUUUGGAAUGGAUUGUGAAAAUUAUAUAAAAAGUGUCUAGUUUUAAGACAAACAAGAUAAAGCACUACUUGAGAUGCGUAGUUAGUUAUUUUACCAAUAACACAAAUAUGAACAUUAAAGUGAGCCUGUACUACUUCCAGUUUAUUUUAUAUAUUUCCAUCACCCAAAAAGUGCACAUCAGUUGUGUCUGAUUAAAUACUACAUUUAAGGCAAUAGCUUACCAUUGAUCUUGUGGACGCCUUAUGCAAAUGCAAUAUUGCCUUCAUCUGAAUCAAGGGAGGGGAUCAGGACAUUGUUUUUGUGGAAAUUCAAUUUCAACAAAGAUGCAUUCAUAAAUAAAAUUCAAUUUUGUAAAAUAUUUGUUUGAAACAAAUGUAUUUAAAUGUUACAAUAAACAUUUAAU
This is a messenger RNA of Neoarius graeffei (lesser salmon catfish), 6578 nucleotides long. RefSeq names its product oxidative stress induced growth inhibitor 1 (gene osgn1). NCBI's taxonomy places the organism in Eukaryota, Metazoa, Chordata, Actinopteri, Siluriformes, Ariidae. Gene Ontology annotation, molecular function: oxidoreductase activity. The transcript is spliced from 6 exons. Bases 187 to 1659 code for a protein of 490 amino acids. The record is from RefSeq and is a predicted model, not a curated record.